CGAGAGUGAUCGCAUCGCGGCUAUUAUGUCACCGUAAUUAAAAAGUGUGCCGUGCGUGGUCGGAAGCGUCGAGUGGUGGGUGGUGGGGAGCGCGGGAGGGGUGCGGCCCAGUGCGCGAUCACCAGUCGCGUGCAGCUCGUCGCCGCGCACGCCUGUCGCGUGCCCUCUCGCGCCGCCGCGAUGAGUGAUCACUGAGAGUGCGCCUCGUCGAGCAUGGAGUACCAGCACCAACCCAUCCAGCCGCUCGGGCCGCCGGCGCCUCCGCCGCAGCUGCUGCCGCCCGCGCCGCCGCCGCCCCUGCCCACGCUGCCCCAGCUCCAACACGGCCACGUCCAGGACGACGACCGCUGGAGCCAGUAUCACAUCUGGAGACAACACGUCUUCGUCAACGGCAAGUCCGUCAACACUAAGGAGACGCUCGAAGACAAGAAGGAUGACAACGACCUCUGGGAGGCGCAGGCCGCCUUCUUGGGUCCCAACCUGUGGGACAAGACCCUGCCCUACGACCCCGAUCUCAAGUACGUGGACCUAGAUGAGUUCCUGUCGGAGAACGGCAUGCCGGGCGAGGGCCUGGGCAGCACGCACCUGGGCGGCUCCGCGUUCGGGCCGGCGCUGGGCCUGCAGACUCCCAUCACCAAGCGGGAGCGCUCUCCCUCGCCCUCCGACUGCAUGAGCCCGGACACCAUCAACCCGCCGCUUUCACCAGCCGAUUCCACGUUCUCGAUGGCAUCGUCGGGCCGUGACUUCGAUCCUCGGACGCGCGCCUUCUCCGACGAAGAGCUGAAGCCGCAGCCGAUGAUCAAGAAGUCCCGGAAACAGGGUGGUUUGAGUGUGUGGCGCGGCGUGCUAACCCCAUAUCGACGUCGUCGCCAGUUCGUGCCCGACGACCUGAAAGACGACAAGUACUGGGCGCGCCGACGGAAGAACAACAUGGCGGCCAAGAGGUCCCGCGACGCACGCCGCAUGAAGGAAAACCAGAUCGCACUGCGGGCUGGAUACCUCGAGAAGGAGAAUAUGGGCUUACGGCAAGAAGUGGAGCUGCUAAAGAAGGAAAACCACAUCCUGCGUGAGAAGCUGUCCAAGUACGCGGACGUAUAGGCCGCCCGCCCCACCCGCAUAGCACAAACACGCCACGCGACAUGUGUUGGGCGCGCGUCCGGUCGGCGAGCGCGAGUGCAGCGGCGACACCCCACCCCGCCCCCGCUCACCACACGACUUGCCGAGACAGCCCCCUGCGGCCCUGCACCGAAGCGACCCGUCACCCCGAGCUGCCUCUGCAAAUCGUCCGUCGUUCUUUAAAUAGGAUUAAUGCAUAUAAAACAGUUACCGUUAAGUUUAGUAGAGUAGGUAAAGGUUAACCAAAGUUCCGUUGAACUCUGACGGCUCACCCGACACGCUCGUUCGCUGUACUUUGUAAUUCAUGUUGUAACGUUUUAUUAAGUAUUUCAAAAUUAAAUAUUGAAGAUGUUAAACGAAAUUGCGAGUUACAAUAUUUAGAGUAGGGUGUAAGAGGAGAGAAGUACUAGGUAGUAGAGCGGACGUUGCUCAAGUCGUACCGCGCCGCCUGUAUAUACGAGUAGUAAUAGUUGUAAAGGGAUCGCUUCCUCCCGCUCCGUGCAUGAGAUUACCGCGCGCGCCUCUCCGUGCGGGCGCCGCGGCCGGGGCGCGGGGGCCGGGGGGCGGGGUCAAGCCGCCCGCGCCCCCCCGCGCUCCAGCCGCGCCCCGCCCGCGCCCCGGCCGCGCGCCUUCUCUCGUUGUUUCAAACAUAGUGCUUAGUUUAAGUAGUGCGUAGAUUCCGUAGGGUAGUCGUUAUUAGAAUACUUUUGUUAUGGCUGUAGUUGUUAACGUUUUGAAAGUUUAUAUAUAAUUUGGUUUAGUUGUAAUGUGACUCGCGACAGGCGUCGCCCGACGCGACUCCCGCACUCUGUUUCGACUCGUGCUAAUCUUAUAAUAUAUUUUUGUAGGUUUUUGUCGUUGAUAAAUGAGUCAAUUGAAUGUUUAUUGAAUUGAUGAAUAAAAAUUAUAAAUGUUUAUAAGUAAGAAUAAGAAGUUGUUGCAUUUGAAAGUAUUUUAUGAAUACAAAACGAGAACAAUAAAAUGUUUUUCUAUGAAUGUAUCGAGGUGUGGGGUCCGCCCGGAACUCCGCCGCUUCACCUCGCACACUCUUUUAUAUUCCAUUUUGUUUGUUAAAAAUAUACAAGGAAUGCAUAACGCCUGCAAGAUGUUAUAAUCAUAUAAAUAUGUUUGCUAAAUAUAUGUAUGUUCUAAACGUAUAAUAUGUACGAGUAGUGAGAGCACUGGGCGCAGUGCGCAGUGCGCAGUACGUCUGCCGGGGGGUGAGGGCGGGUGCGCGGCGGCGGGGGCGCCCCUCCCACUGCGGCGCUCCGUGACACGCAGCAACAUUAAGCCAUCUUCGGUUUACAUACUAUCUCUAGAAUUUUUGUUUCACUUAAUUUAUAUGGUUCUAUGGAUUGAAAAUAAACGUUAAUUGUUGUAUGGACGCGUAGUUUUGUUGAAGCGCACGAGGCACGCGAGGCCCGGCCCGCGCCCUCUGCUCGCUAACGACCAACUCGUCCUGGAUCGGUGUUUUAUUUAAUAAAUCGUCGUAAAUUACCCAGCA
Molecule: messenger RNA, 2620 nt
Organism: Bombyx mandarina (wild silkworm)
Lineage: Eukaryota; Metazoa; Arthropoda; Insecta; Lepidoptera; Bombycidae
Gene: Pdp1
Product: PAR bZIP family member Pdp1
Biological process (GO): regulation of transcription by RNA polymerase II
Cellular component (GO): nucleus
Molecular function (GO): RNA polymerase II cis-regulatory region sequence-specific DNA binding; DNA-binding transcription factor activity, RNA polymerase II-specific
Source: RefSeq, a predicted model, not a curated record